Molecule: messenger RNA, 1847 nt
Organism: Adelges cooleyi (spruce gall adelgid)
Lineage: Eukaryota; Metazoa; Arthropoda; Insecta; Hemiptera; Adelgidae
Exons: 2
Coding region: 257-1729 (490 amino acids)
Source: RefSeq, a predicted model, not a curated record
UAUGCUUAUAGGAAUUGCAUAACAUUAAAAAAAUAUGUGUUAAACUACAGGAAGACACAACAAAUAUUAAAUUAGUAAGUUACGUCUUAUUUAUUUAAACGUAUCCAAUGAUAGCAGACGUCGAAUGAUUUUACAAAGUCUAUUAUUUUCUAGUAUAGAUUCUUCAGUUUAUAAAUUAUAAUUUUCUCGUAUAUUACAACAUAAAGUGCGUUAUAAGAAAACCAAAGUACUACUAGUAAUAGUUCAAUUUUUCAAAAUGACAGCAAACUCAAGUCUUAUAAUUUUAAUAUUCGAGUUGGUUUUGUAUGUAACGACUGUGACAUCGUCUUCAUUAUUUAAACUUGUACUUAGACCUGUUGCCGACGAAGUAAGCAAUGCAGUCGCGGAUUUGGAUCUUCCUGAAGAAACAAAGGGAGCAUUUUCUAAACAGUACAUCAAUGUGGGAUGUUAUUCGACCGAUUUAAUUGAACUGCUAAACUCGUACAUGACGAUCAAGGAGUCUCCCAUUCGUUUCAAUGACGACGAAAAAAGAAUAUUGACUUCCAGCGAUGCAGAAGACUCGCUAAAUGAUAAAAUACUCGCUCAAUUGAAAUACUUCCGUAAGAUGCAAGAAGUUCAGUGUACAGACUAUGUGUUGUUGCUGUACAAGUUGUACGGAACCGAACGGAAUAUAAAACACAUUGCCAAGCAUGUAUACAAUAUGAUAGCGAUGGCAUACGAAGGGAAAACAAUGGUGCACGAGUGGCUUUGGAAAUUACACUUCAACCUUUGGGAACCGACUAUUUAUGAUUGCGAGGUACGGUCGUUGAAGUUAAUGGAAGGAAUCGUGCGUGACCUAGAACAGUUUCGAACACCCUUAACCGAUUUGGUGAGUAUGUGUGUGGACCAUGAAUAUACUUCGAACAUAUUGAACCUACGCAACCCUAAAUUUCCAUUGACGAGUAAAUUUGCCUACGACCGAAUAGGGCAUUGUUUUUCGUUCAACUACGAAAAACAUACACAUUAUAGAAAUAACAAACCCGCGUUACCUCUCACCGUCAAACAUUUAUUCUUAGUGAAUCUAUGGCCAAAUUCUAAACACCAAUUGCUUGUGCACGAACCAAUAGCCUAUGUUACUAUUAAAUGGAAUAUGUUGGCGAAAAUAUUCGGAUUUGAUUUCCAAAAUGUCCGUAGACAGUUUACAGUUACUCGGGACUGGCCAGAGAAUCCGUUUAAACACAUUGGAUUUCAGCAAACGUUUGUAGAUAUCGUUAUGAUAAAACUAUACUGUUUUAUUUGGAUGGAACUUACAGCUUAUCAAAAUGUGGAUGACUCUUUAACAGAUAAAUACUUGUAUCGCCAUAACUCCUUUAGGAAAAAGAUAGCCGACAUAGUCAAGUUCAGUUAUAUCGAAGACAAAACAUUAAACCAAGUAUUAACUUUGUAUAGUGAAAUAAGGAAAUCUAAUAAGGAGCAGAUCGAAGAAGUUUUGAAAAUAAUAACCGACGAAGUAAAUAACAUUUUGACAUCAUUAAUUAAAUAUCCUAAUGAAAUUGCAUUGGCCGACAUUUCAUACGUUGAUGUAGAUCAUGAUAUUAUGUACUAUUUAUUUAUGCAAAUAAUUGAAAAACAAUGUGAUGAAUUUUUUAAAACGCUUAAAGGAAAACUCAAAGGAUUAACAUUUGAUGUUUUAUUAUUUUUUAUUAGCGGAAGUAAAAACACUGAACUUACUGUUUUCCCGGAAAAUUGAUAUAAAUACAUCUAAUGUGAAAAUAUUAUCACUAAAGUUCUAUUAAUCAUUUAAUAAUAUAAUAUGUUAAAAAUUCCGAUACUGUUUUUGUUAUUCUAUUUAUUAUAAACUCAAGAUA